Messenger RNA from Cladocopium goreaui, 2872 nucleotides. NCBI's taxonomy places the organism in Eukaryota, Dinophyceae, Suessiales, Symbiodiniaceae. The record is from the annotation of a GenBank genome assembly.
AGCCAAGCUGCAGGAGCCCCCUAGGCCGCUGAUGGAUGGCACCAUGUCCACCUUGGAGAGUCAGAUCUCCACAGCGGGGCUGGAGCAUAAUGCCUCGCUGCGGCAGAAACUGGAGGAGUUGGCCAGCGCCAUGGAUCGCCUUGACGCAAGGCAAGCCUUGCGACAGCAGCGCGGCACCGCGCAGGAGAUGGGGAUCUAUGAGAGUUGCGUCAGCGCGUUGCCGGACUUCUCACAGGCGGAGGAGGUCCACUGCCCCGCCUGCGCACCGCUUCCGCCGCGGUUCCGGAACGACGGCGGCGGCUCGCCGGUGCCGCCGUGGAUCCGAGCAGAGGUGGACUGGCGGCGUCAACAUACCGAGGUCUUGAAUCAAAGGAUCGAAGUGCUUGAACGUGAGAAGUCCCUUUGGGAGCAGAAGCUGCGGAAACUUCGCAGCAACAGCCCAGGCACAUCUUCUCGCAACAAGAUCUUCCAACUCUUCCCCAAGGAGCCAGCCGUCCCAGCUGCCGACACGGCCGACACCCUGCCUGGCAAAGUGACGGUGCAUACGGCGCACGCUUGGGGGGUAGGAGCUACGGCGUUGAAGGGAUCUGCCAGGGAUGUCUAUGAGAAGAUGCUCAACCCGCAGCCGCUGCAAUUCAUCGCUCCACCCAAGCGCGAGCGCGAACGACUUCAGGAGGAGAAGGCCAUUGAGGCUCAGAGAAAACAGCAGGAGGAGCGCGCGGAGGAAGACAAAAUGCAGCAAGAACUGGGGCAACAUUUGGCCAACCGACAGGAGCUCCGUUCUGCUCUGCAACGGGAGCUGCAGGCCAUGCGCUGCCUGGAGGCCGAGCGGCAGCGCGGCCGGGAGGCACUCAGGGCCACCUUGCAAGAUGAGCUGCAACAGCAGCUGCGCCAGGAGAAGAGGGCAUGGCAAGUGGAGCAGGAACGGCAAGAGCUGCAGCGACGCGCCCAGGAUCAACGCCGUGCCGAGGUUCAUCGAGAAAUGCAGCACCUCGAGUUGGAGAGGUUGCUUGACAAGCUGGCCCUGCAGCGCAGCCUUCGCUCCCUGCCAGCCGCCUUCGACGAAGAGAAGCUGCUGGAGCUGUGGAAGCUGCGCUUGGCCAAGGAUCCCAUGGAGGACAUGAAGGAGAUCCCUGAGGUGACUGAGGAUUUACCGGCGGAACUGCUGGGAAUGGAGGAAUGGUUGCUGUUCUACGGGGAUCUGUUGAACGGAACUUCCAGGGACAAGGUUGCCGACAUCGAUGCACUGGAGCAAGCCUUCAUGGUGAUAUCUCGCACCCAAAACUGCUUCGACAUGGCGAUGGUCAAUGAAGCCAAGGAGAGCCUCUCGACCCCGGGAGUGGUGAAGAUGAUGCUUAGUUAUUGGCUGCAGCAUUGCGACGCACGUUGGCGUUCUUCGUCGCAGGAGGGUAACCUGAUACAGCCUCCAGAAGGUGAUGAAGCUUCCAUCCAUAGCAGCUCUCCCCUGGAGGAUGCCAUCGUCCAACCACCUGCAGGGCGCCAUGUGGAGGAGGAUGGCCCGGAAAAUGCAUGGCCCAGCCGGGCCAGUGUACCUGAAGACCACCAGCAAACGGCAUCUUUGACACAGACUUUGGAUCCGGAAAAUGCUCAGCGUUCUCAGUCACUGGCAGAUGAAGCAGGAGCCCAACUGCAGCAUACCAGAACGUCCCUGACCAGCAGGCUCCAAAUCCAGCGGCAUGACGAUGAUGCUUGGGGGGAGGCCGCUAGUCAGACUGGCCAGGAGAAUCAUAAGGAAGAAGCUGCCGUCACCAAAGAAAGACAGGGCAGUCAUAGCGGGUCAAAGGUAACAAAUGACCAAAACCUCGCAUGGCAGAGAACAAGAACCUCCCUUGCCAGCAGGGCCCCAGUGCAACGGCAUGAUGAUGAUGCUUGGGAGUCUUCCAGUCACAACAGUCGUGGAUCGAAAGGGCCGGAGGCUCACAAGAAAGGACCCUGUUUGAUGCAGAGUUCACACACCAAGAGCAGGCAACUUUCUGAUCCAGCGGCAGCAGAUGCCAAGGCUCCUGCGGAUCAUCAGAGGACUUCUGCAAGCGCGGGCCCUGUGCAAAAGGAUGAUGAUGGCUGGGGUUCAGACUGGGGUUCGGCCAGGCCCAGCCAAGCAAGCGUGCCUGAGGAUCACAAGAAGCAAGCAUCCUCUUUGACUCAGAGUUUGUAUGCCAGAUAUGCUGAACGUUCGGAUCCAGCAGCAGAUGAUGCCAAGGCCCCUGCGCAUCAUCAGAGGACUUCUGCAAGCGCGGGCCCUGUGCAAAAGGAUGAUGAUGGCUGGGGUUCAGACCACUGGGGUUCGGCCAGGCCCAGCCAAGCAAGCGUGCCUGAGGAUCACAAGAAGCAAGCAGCCUCUUUGACUCAAAGUUUGUAUGCCAGAUAUGCUGAACGUUCGGAUCCAGCAGCAGAUGAUGCCAAGGCCCCAGCGGGUCACCAGAGGACUUCGGCAACUGUCGUGCAGCAAGCAGAGCACGACGUGCGGAAGGUGUCUUCUGUGCAUAGCGGGCAGGAUUUGAGUGCCCCCAAACCUUCAGAUGCUGACCAGGUAGCAGAAACUGUUGAAGAGGAAGAAGAGGUCUUUACGAAAGAGCAGUGGGUGAAUUGGUUCAAGACUGCGGAACUAGAGGAGGAGGAGAUCCUGUUGCUCCAGAAGGCCCUGCAGUCCUUACAGGACCAGCAACAGCUGAGUCCGGAAGAAAUCGCUGAGGCUUUGGGAUCCUAUCAGGAUGUGCCGGAGGAAGACCAGGAUCAGUUGAAAGAAUGGGCUCAAUGGGCACUGGAAAUCAAUGACUCAGACUGAGCGUUGCAGAGUUAUGUGCGAGUGAGAGCAUGAGUUGGGUUGACCUCUUGCCCAAGAACAGUUGGG